UCGAUUGGGACCUCAGAUGGGAAUGAGAUCAGAGCUGUGAUAAUGGACUUCUCAUCUAAAUAUAUCCUCGAUGAAUCUGGAGUUGAAGAAGAGGCGGAAGAUGAGUGUGAAGAUGUGCUUGAUGAUUUUGAUCCAGAAGCUGAAGGUUUUGGCGGAUACGAGUGUGCAAUCAUGGAUGAAGUUGAAGAGGAAGACCAACAGCCUCCUGCUGGAAAGCCUUCAAAAUCUUUGAACACCAACAAAAUGAGCCUUUCUUUGUGCAAACUGGUUGAUGAGCCAGCCGAGCAAGCCGUGGACGUUUCAGAACUGAUAACCUGCAGCAACCCAAAUUCUUGCGGAGCCGUGCUCUCCUAUAUUGACCAGCUGGAAGACAUUCCGGACGAUGACACAGCAAAGUUUUGGACUUGCAAGUUUUGUGGUCUGAAGCAGAGAAUUGCCAAGAUGUCUCCGCUGGAAAGGCAAGAUGUCAUAUACUGCGAGAGGCCUUGUGAACCAUUGGACAACACAGUGGUUGGACCCCAGACAACUGUUUUUGUCAUGGACAUAUCGGGCUCGAUGAGCAAGUCAAUGACAAUAAACCCAGCAACCAUCAGUCCUAGCCUUAAGGAUCUUGCCUCAACUGAGCAGAGGGAAUUGUUUGCAGCCCUUUGUCCAGAGAUGGUGGGCCAGCAACUGCCUGGGGUCACGGAGGUCACAAGACUGCAGGUCGUGAAGGAUGCUGUCAUGGAAGGCCUGAAAAAGAUGAACCCGUGCGACAGAGCUGGACUUGUGGUGUUUAAUAAUGAAGUGACAAUAUAUGGAGAUGGAACGGCUCCCCCCACGGUAGUGUCCGGCGGUCAGUUGUUUGACCGUAAAGAGCUACUGCGGAUAUCUGGAGAACUAACGUCAUUAAGUCCUUUAACAAAUGAGGCCAAGCAGAGGUUGCUUGGAAUCGUGAACAGCCUAAAGGAGGGAGGAGAAACUGCUGUGGGUCCAGCUCUGUACCUGGGAGUAGCUCUCGCCUCACAAGCCAAAGUCGCUAAAGUUGUGCUCUGCACUGAUGGGCUGGCCAAUGUGGGACUUGGAACCUUGGAAAAUGUUACCUCUGAGCAGGAGACAGACGCUAAAGAGUUCUACGAACGAGUCAUCACUGAAUGCCAGCACAGCGGGGUGUCUGUGCAACUCCUUUCUUUCUCGGACUGCACAGUGGGUGUGGAGACUCAGCUGGGAGCCGUGCCGGUGGAGACUGGAGGAAUGAUAUUAAAAUCGACAGACAGAGAACCAGAUCUGUCCCAGAUCCUGGGCAGUGUGCUGACCAAUGAAAUCAUUGCUACAAGGGCCGACGCCAGAUUGGUGGUCCACCAAAAGAUGUUUGCCAAACUGCCGGGGGCGGGAGAAGAAGAUCUGGAGAGUUCAGUCAGUCACAUGAUGGGCAACAUUUCCCGCUGCAAGAAGCAGUGCUACGCUUUUGGCGUCAAGCCAGAGGCUGGACAAGAUGCUCCAGUGCCUUCAAGCGAUGAAGUUCCACAACCAACAGAAUACCCCUUCCAGUUCCAGAUCAACUUCACUUCCAUGGAAGGUCGAGUGGUCACCCGAGUGUGGACCGAAAAGAAGCCUGUCACCACAAGUCGCACAGAGGCCGAGCAAAACUGCGACGUUAGUGCACAGACUGACAACUUCCUCCUGGGCUCCGCCACUGAACUUUUGAGCACGCCCGGGCCUCAGCUGCUGAGAAAGGCCAAGCAAAUUGUGUCGGAAUGUGAAAGCUUACAACAAAGGCAAGGUCAUGGACAAGUGAGGGAGAUGCUCUCAAAGUUUCGGCAAUGUGUGACAAAGAUUGCACAGCUCCAGAAAAUUGACGAGGACAGUGCCCUGUUUCUGCGGAGUCUCCAAACUGGAGCCUGAAAUGAGGAAAAUGCGAUGACGUAGAAGACGUGUCGCUCUCAUUUCUCGUGGGUCAUCUGCUGAUUUACCGUAUAUAUUGUUUCUGUAUGCUGUAUAGUUUGGAAUUUGUCUUUCCACCCCCAUUGUCCACUUAUACGGUACUGUAAAAGCUUGAUGACACAAACUUUUCAGAAGGAGAGAAUAUGCCCGUGUUAUGCAAGUUUCGUGGUAAAGGGUGUUGCAAUGCAGAGUAAAGAGAGGAAAAAACCCUGGAGAUUUCAAAUCCUUUGUAGCAACAGGAAUUUUUUGCUAAACGCAAAAUUAUUGCAAUUAAGAAUAAUCAUUUUUUUUUUUUAAUGUACAUUCUUUUUACACCCUUCUCGAUACAAUUUAGAUAAUUCAGGGGGUGAGC
Aplysia californica (California sea hare) is the source of this 2275-nucleotide messenger RNA. RefSeq names its product circularly permutated Ras protein 1. Gene Ontology annotation, molecular function: zinc ion binding; SNARE binding. Gene Ontology annotation, biological process: COPII-coated vesicle cargo loading. The record is from RefSeq and is a predicted model, not a curated record. The transcript is spliced from 16 exons. Gene Ontology annotation, cellular component: endoplasmic reticulum exit site; COPII vesicle coat. Bases 43 to 1884 code for a protein of 613 amino acids. NCBI's taxonomy places the organism in Eukaryota, Metazoa, Mollusca, Gastropoda, Aplysiida, Aplysiidae.